Ogataea haglerorum is the source of this 552-nucleotide messenger RNA. RefSeq lists its product as uncharacterized. Bases 1 to 552 code for a protein of 183 amino acids. The record is from RefSeq and is a predicted model, not a curated record. The transcript has a single exon. Lineage: Eukaryota; Fungi; Ascomycota; Pichiomycetes; Pichiales; Pichiaceae.
AUGUUUGUCCGGCACUUUAGUACGGCCGUCCGCAGAUGCGCCAAGGUCGACUCGUCGGCGAAGAGCACGCGCGCAAUCGCGAACUCGAUCGUCCACAACAUGAACUCCAACACGCUCCCAAACAAAAACCUCGCCGCAAGCAACUCGGCCAUCGACGCGGCCCGCUAUUUUGACGGGCUCCAGGCACAGAACUUCUUUGAGCACGCAGAAUACAAGCAGCUGCCGGAUGACUCGCAGUUUAUCGAGAAACACUACGACGAGCUCAGAUACUACAGAGACAAGCUGGGCAAGUCGUUUGGCGAGUUUGGCAGUGUCAGCGAACUGUUCCGCGCGCUGAGCAAGUUCAAGCCGCAGUUCGGGUCCCGGAACACGCGCGCGCUGCCGGACACAGAGGUGUUGCAGGACAUGGACCAGCUGGCUGUAGUCAAGUUUGACCGCUUUAUCAACGACCUGGCCAUCACGCUGCGGCUCAAUGGCGGCCAUCUGUUCACGCUGGACCUGCUGCUGCACAACAAGGAGCUGUUUGACAGCUUUGAGCAGGAGAAGAAAUGA